Molecule: messenger RNA, 876 nt
Organism: Gongylonema pulchrum
Lineage: Eukaryota; Metazoa; Nematoda; Chromadorea; Rhabditida; Gongylonematidae
Source: the annotation of a GenBank genome assembly
AUGGGCCUUGUAACCUGCCACGAGAAACAAAUAGUUACAUUAACGCGUAAGUUAAUGGCUGAGUUUCAGGAGGCAAUGCGGCGAGUUAUGCGUGCCCGAAAGGUGUUGCCAUCAAUCAGCGAACACGGGAGCGCCUCUUUUGCAGCAGCAGCAGCAGUAGGGCCAGCGCCAAUGGCUCCCGGGGGCUCGCCACGCGUUGUACCGGAGACAUCACUGGCACCGCUCGAAUGGGACGUGUUCUUCGACAAGAAGCUCGACGUGAGCAUCAGCGAACAGGACAUCUUCUGUGUGUAUACGAAAGGAGAUGCUGGUCCGAUGUUCUUCUUGCUACACGGUGGCGGAUAUUCCGGGCUUACUUGGGCAUGCCUCACGGAGGAGCUUUCCACUUUGGCGCAGUGUCGGAUAGUGGCGCCGGAUCUGCGAGGCCACGGAAACACCGUAACAGCAGAUGAAUUGGACCUGUCAACUGAGCGUCAGAUUGAAGAUAUUGUUGCCAUUCAUAAAAAAAUAUGCGGAGACGAGUCAGUCCCAACAAUUGUGGUUGGCCACAGUAUGGGUGGAGCGCUUGCAGUACACGCAGUGGCCAGUGGUCGAAUAAAAGAUGCAGUGGCGCUUACUGUAAUCGAUGUUGUCGAAGGAACAGCUAUGGAGGCGCUGAACACAAUGAAACAUUUUUUGAGGAAUCGGCCACAGAAAUUUGGCACUGUUGGAGCGGCGAUCGAGUGGUGUUCCAAAUCGGGUACAGCGAAGAAUGUCCGCGCUGCUCAAGUUUCAAUGCCUGCUCAAAUUCGAAAGAUUGGUGAUGUGAGUAUUUUUGUGUGCAUUUUGGAUUUAUUAUCAUUUUCAUACGUUUUUGCUUAUUUGCAAAUGCAAUAA